CCAGCAGAGACUGACAGAAGCGGUCUAAGCUGUGAGCGCUCAUCACUCCUCUCCUCCUCUCUCCUCCGCCGGCGCGUCUUUUCGGCUGCAGUUGACAUAAAAACUUUGAAGAGGUGAGAAGCGAACAUCGAGACAUGAUCGCCACUGACAGCGCGCACCAACACAGAUAAAGCGGUGGCAGGAAAAGAGCAAACCAAGUCCGAGUAAAGCAGCGGCGCCGGGAGAAAGAGGGAGCUAUGCCAUCUCCCGCCGAGCAGAGCCCAGUCCUCCUGUGUUGUGCGUCGGAGCUGCAGCAUGGUGUCUCUCUCUGGACUCUGGACCUACUGCCUCGCCCCCGGGAGACCUCAUCUCCUCCUCCUCUGUGCCAGACCGCUUCUGCUGCUGCUCCUCUUCUUCGCCGUCUCCUCCACCCCCGAGUCCUGCUUCCCGCACCCGCUGCCCUGCCACAUCCUCGCCCGGAUAGGACACACCGUGCGCCUCGGUGCGCUCUUGCCGUCCCGGCAGCCGGUACGGAUACAAAACGCGCUCAACCGCGCCCUGGCGAGCCUCCGGCACCAGACCGGAGGUGCGGACUCGUCCACGACUACUCCCCAAACACCCCCGCUGCUCCCCUACAACCUGAGCCUGGAGAUGGUGGCUCGGUCGCCCGCGGGAGGAGACCCGGAGUCGUUGUCCCGUAGCGCAUGCCACGAUUUGGUGGUUAGGGGGGUGUCCGCUGUGCUCGCCUUUCCCCGCUCCAGGGAGGAGCUGAUCCAGGUGGAGUUCCUCUCCUCUUUUCUGGAGAUCCCCUUCAUCUCCAUCCUGGAGGACACAGAGCCCCUUGUGACCAAGAACCAAUUCCACCUGCAGAUGUCAGCCCGUGUGCCUCCAUCCACCCUGGGCAGCCUGCUGCUGGCCGUCCUGCAGGGAGGACAAGAGGACAGAGACCGAGGGAGCCAGAGGGAAGGGAGCUGGGGAGGAGCAGCUGUGAUGUGUCCUGGGUGGGAGGAAGGAGGUGACGGGUUGCUGUCGCACCUGCAGAGACACAAUGGUUCUACGUGGCAUUUGUGGGACAUCAUCAACCUGACACACAUCACGGGGGGCGGGGAAAGAAGGGGGGAGGCCAGCGAGGAGAGGAGGGAGGAUCAGAUGGAGGAGGAGGCAUUGAAGAUUCUCUCCACUCGUUUCCUGCGCUCCCCCUCUCCCAUCUCCACCGUUCUCCUCCUGGGCUCUGACCCCGAGUGCCUCUCCUCUGUCCUGCGGGUCGCUCAGCGCCUCAAUCCAUCACUUCCAGCGCUGCAGUGGAUCAUGGGAUACCCCCUGUCUCCAGAUUCGCUGCACACUCUGGGAGGCCCCCUUGGACUGCUAGCCUAUGGGGAGGUUGGCCGCAAGCCAAUCAGUUUCUACAUUCGGGAUGCUUUGCAGCUGAUUGGCCGAGCAGUCACUGCGGCAACCAUGGUGAGGCCGGACUUGGCGCUGGUCCAGAAUACGGUGAACUGUUAUGACAAGCCAAGCGUCCACGAGCUGCCGUCCUCAGGACAGUAUCUUGCCAGAUUUCUCUCCAACACUUCGUUCACUGGAGCCACAGGCCUGAUCCAGGUGGACUCCGGUCUCUCUCGGAUCCUCUCCUCCCAGCUGUUCCACGUGUGGAGUCUGAAGAGGGGAGCUUUGGGCCAGCCGGCGUGGGUCACCGUGGGCCAGUGGACUCGGGGCCGACUGGAGCUAGAGGGAGGGAUCCUGGGGCUGGUGGGAGGAUUCGGGAGCAGCCAAGGGCAAGGUCUUGGGGCAGGCGUGAGAGGAGGCGAUGGCCAGGGCGACAGUAACGCCGGAGGACGCUGGAGACCGGGACUGUCCGUCGAGGGACACCGCCUGCGCGUGGUAACGCUGGUGGAACACCCGUUUGUUUUCACGCGCGAGGUGGACGAGGAUGGACUGUGUCCAGCUGGUCAGCUCUGUCUGGACCCCAGAACCAACCGGUCUGACGUCAUCAACAGCCUCUUCAACCAGCUGCACAACCCGAACGCUACAACUGCAGACUGGGAGGGCAUCGACCUGCCGGAGGACCUCAGGAAGUGUUGCUAUGGCUACUGCAUCGACUUGUUGGAAAAGCUGGCCGAAGACAUGGGCUUCACCUUCGACCUCUACAUUGUUGGGGACGGGAAGUACGGCGCGUUCAGCGGGACCGGGCGCUGGACGGGGCUGGUCGGGGACCUGCAGAGCGGAGCGGCUGACAUGGCGGUCACGUCGUUUUCCAUCAAUUCGGCCAGGAGUAGAGUCAUCGAUUUCACCUCGCCCUUCUACUCCACCAGCCUGGGCAUCCUGGUUCGUAGCCGGGAUACUGCGGCUCCCAUCGGCGCCUUCAUGUGGCCUCUCCACUGGUCCAUGUGGGUGGGCAUCUUUGUCACGCUGCACCUCACCGCGCUCUUCCUCACGCUGUACGAGUGGAACAGCCCCUUUGGCAUGACGCCGCACGGCAGGAACCGGCUCCGCGUGUUCUCCUACUCCUCUGCCCUCAACCUCUGCUAUGCCAUACUCUUUGGACGCACCGUUGCCACCAAGACUCCGAAAUGUUGGACCGGCCGCUUCCUGAUGAACCUCUGGGCCAUCUUCUGCCUGCUGGUGCUGUCCAGUUACACCGCCAACCUCGCUGCUGUCAUGGUUGGGGAGAAGACCUUUGAGCAGGUCUCAGGGAUCCACGACGAGAAGCUACACCACCCUUCCCUGGGCUUUCGUUUUGGCACGGUGAGGGAGAGCAGCGCUGAAGAUUACAUGAAGAAGAGUUUCCCGGAGAUGCACGACUACAUGCGGCGCUUCAACCAGCCCACCACCCCAGAUGGGGUACAUAUGUUAAAGACAGAUCCUCCUACCCUGGAUGCAUUCAUCAUGGACAAAGCACUGCUGGACUUUGAGGUCUCCAUUGACGCAGAGUGCAAGCUGCUCACUGUGGGGAAGCCGUUUGCCAUUGAAGGCUAUGGGAUCGGCCUGCCUCAGGGCUCUCCUCUAACCCGCAAUAUGUCAGAGUUCGUGAGUCGCUACAAGUCUGACGGUUUCAUGGACAUGCUGCAUGACAAAUGGUAUAAGGUUGUGCCCUGCGGGAAGCGAGUCUUUGCCGUCACUGAGACUCUGCAGAUGGGGAUCCAGCAUUUUUCAGGCCUCUUUGUGCUGCUGUGUAUGGGGGUGGGUGGAGCCUUGCUGACCUUGGCGGGUGAACACACCUUCUAUCACCUGGUGCUGCCUCGCCUUCGCCGCACGCACACGCUGCGGUACUGGCUUCACACCAGCCAGAAAAUUCACAGAGCCCUCCACACCACGUAUGAGGACGUGGGCAAGGAGCUGACCGGCCUCGACCAAAACCCUUCCUCUUGUAUCUCGGAAAACUGCACCCUACACAGGAAACAGCAUCAGCCUCCUCCCUCGUCACCUUCCACAUCCCUCCCUGCUUCCUCAACAGCUGGAGGCACCAACAAUUCCUCACCAUCCCAUGAGCCGAAGGAGAAACGUGUGCACUUUGACCUCGACACCCUGCACAGCUACCGCCUGCGCACGCACACGGCGUCAGUGCGCGGCAGGCCUGGGAUGGUCGGCCGUCCCGGUCUUGGUUUGGGAGGACUGGGGCUGGGCAGCCUUGGAAGUUUUGGCUCCCCACCACAGAUUAGCCUCCAUGUCAAUGGGGGCCCUGUCUCAGCACUGGCUUCCACAGGCUUGGUGCUUUCUCCCGUGGGGAACAGAGCUGCGCAGACCAGCCUGUGGGAGGGCGAGCUCCAGGAGCUCCAGGGGAAGAUCGAGAUAUUCCGCACCCAGCUGAGAGAGGCUCUGGCCAGGAGAGCGGAGAUCCAGAGCAGCCUGGAGCGAGAGAGGAGCGGGUUUGUACGCAGGGACACCAGUCUGGAGAGGGAAAAGGACAGACAGAGGAUACAAACUAUUAACACAGACAGAAGUAGCACCACCACCACGCAGCCAAUGCUCCCUGAGAGAGACAGGACCAGCCAACUGCAAACCCUGAACAAUCAACAGACAGGAAGGGUUAACCAAUCAGGUGGGCCGGGGACUCUGGAGCGUUUGAGCCGCCAGUUGAACACAGUCAACAGUUUGGACAGAGGGAGACCGACUCACCAGGUGCACUCUGCGAAUACUUUGCUAGGAGAAAGGACUGUGCAGUCACGCACUUCCUCUAGUUUGGAGCGCAGGUCUAACCAAGGUGGCGCCGGAAACAUGACAUACGCGCAGUCGCGGAACACGUCGAGCCUGGACAGGCAGAAGGCUAACCAAUCACGCACCGUGAACACUUUGGAGAGGACAAAAGCCAACCAAUCAGGUGUAAGUAGUGGAACUUGAUUGUCACGUCUGCUGUGUGUGAAGACGGCAAAGGGACAGGUGCACUUGCAUAACCGCGGGAAGAUGGCUCUGUUGGAAUGAAUCGAGUGUUUGGGGAUGCUUGCAAAAAAAAAAAGUGAUAACUGACGCCACUGGGGUUUGCUUGCUUUAAA
Molecule: messenger RNA, 4466 nt
Organism: Solea senegalensis (Senegalese sole)
Lineage: Eukaryota; Metazoa; Chordata; Actinopteri; Pleuronectiformes; Soleidae
Product: glutamate receptor ionotropic, NMDA 3B-like
Exons: 12
Coding region: 295-4314 (1339 amino acids)
Biological process (GO): ionotropic glutamate receptor signaling pathway; monoatomic ion transport; synaptic transmission, glutamatergic
Cellular component (GO): postsynaptic membrane; plasma membrane
Molecular function (GO): NMDA glutamate receptor activity; transmitter-gated monoatomic ion channel activity involved in regulation of postsynaptic membrane potential
Source: RefSeq, a predicted model, not a curated record